This is a messenger RNA of Cyprinus carpio (common carp), 3370 nucleotides long. RefSeq lists its product as uncharacterized. NCBI's taxonomy places the organism in Eukaryota, Metazoa, Chordata, Actinopteri, Cypriniformes, Cyprinidae. The record is from RefSeq and is a predicted model, not a curated record.
UGGAAAACUAUGAAUGCACUGUGCGAAGGUGUUUGUGAAAAUAGCCUUUUUCCUCACGCACAACCACGGUAGAUUAUUAUUGAUAGAAUACAUUUUGUAAUGUUAGAUGUACAUUGCACAAACAAGGGUAUGCUUGAAUAUAUAAUUGUGUCUAUGUAUACAGCUUGUAUGGUGAUAGUUCUCUUAUUUGGUUUCCUUGUUGUAGGUCUAGCAUUUCGAUUUCUGUACAUUUUAAAUGUUAACAUUUUGUUUUUUAAAAGUUUUUAAAGCACCAGUUCAUGAUUUCAGGGAAAUGUGUUCUGCGAUGUGAAAUGCUGAUGAUAUGAAUGAAUUUCAGAUUUUUUUUUAUUCAAAAAUGACUUGUAGCGUAAUGUAUCAAUGUUUAAUGUGACUACCUACACUGUAAGACCGAACAGUAAAGGUUUGAUAAAUAAAAUGGGUUGUAAUAACUUAAAAAAAUUAAAAAGUUCAUUAGUCUCAAAUCUUCUGCGUCAUGUGUACAUUUUUUUAUUUUUAAGUUUACAGUGCUCAACCGCUUUAAUAUAUUUUUGUUAUAGCACUCAAAGUUUAACGCGAUCCCGCCUGACGUCACAUCCAUGUGCAUUCAACGUAUAUGCUCAUCUGCGCCUGGGAGAGAGUUCGCCAUUUUGGUCUGCUUGCCUCAGGUGCGCUUUUUUUUUGUCUAGAAAAUUUGAGAAAAUAUAGCGAAACAGGUUUCACAGUGGCAGUAUUCUGUGAAUACUUCUGAGAAGACACGCGCUGUAGCAUGCAGCAAUUUUACGAAGAUCAUCGGACAAAGUUUUACUCCGUUUUGACCACGCUGUCUGCUGUUAUAUCGAUUUUGGUUUUGGGAGCAUUAAUCUGGUUAAAACUGAAGCAGCUGGCCAGCAGACAGAGUUUUCAGUGCGGUCCUACGAGUGCUGGUACAUUGAGCAUUUAAGAUCAUUUAAGCUGACAUCAUUGGACAACUUCUCUGUGCAUGAGCUAUCAGAACUAAAUGACACAGAAUGGAAGCGCAGAACUUUUUCCUGCAUGUCCAUACAUCCACUGACAUUGUGAGGAAGAUGACUUUAUCUUCACGUCCAGCAUCUGUGGAAGAGCUAAAAACAAAGAUAAAAGAGAAAUUUGAUCUCACCAUUGACUUUACCCUAUCAUACCAAGAUCCUGACUUCAACGGGCAGCUAUGUUCCCUUUUAGACAUUGAGGAACUUCCACAGAAGGCUGUCCUUAUAGUGGUGCGAUCUGAGAGUGAUGCUAGUUCUGUAACAUCUGAUGACACAGUAAUAUCGCCACAUGCAAGGAUUCCAGAGAGGGCUGAAAUAUGGCCUUGCAUUUUUCGAGUGCCCACUUUUUCUUUUGAAGUAGAACUUGUACUUGCUGAGGGAAAUGCUGCAUACGAGACAACAGGAAAGACUUUGAAGUUAAAUAGAGGACAAAAGCACAACAUUCUUGAGACCCUAGCAGAACAAAUGCAUGGCUAUAAAGCAUACCCUAAUGUUAAGGAAAUUUCUAUGGUAGCAGAAGCCCUUGUCAACAAGCAUCCCUGUCUAAAAGAGCCAGGCUCUUGUGCAGGUUGGUAUGGAUGGAAGAACAGCCUAACAUUUAAGAUGGGCAACUACCGCACAAAAUUAAGUCGUGCUGGAUCUCUGGAAGUUGCUGUAAAUUCUGGAAAGAGGAGUAAAAACAACCCCCAAAAAGAUGCCCCUCACACGAACAUCAAAAGACCAAAAAGGGCAGAGAUUAAUUUCCUUCCAAAUUUCCCAAGAGAUGAAGAUGCUUCAAGCCUCGAACAACAAAGACAAAGAAUUAUAGAUGAAGUUCAGAUGACUGACAAAAAUCUUGUCCUGAUCACAAAGUUAAUGGACAGCACUUUUGCUUUGCGGCGCAAAGAGAUCGUCUGUAAUGAGCUACCAGUUAAUGAAAUCCUGAAACGAUGGCCUGCUCUUAAAUUAGAGUCGCAGAUCUGUGCUGAGUUUCACAGAGUGACAAAUGUCAACCUAAAGAAUUGUUUCUUUGCUCAACUGGACCAACAUACCCACCGGCUUCAGAGCCUGUUUCGGAAAAAAGCUUCUCGGACAGGAAAAGCUUCUGAACUCCUGGAUCAGCUCUUCAGGAUUUAUGACCUCCAGGAUCAAGUUGAUGUCCAUGUUAGACGUGCUGUGGUACUCCGGGCUCUCCCUCCGUAUAUGCAUGAGAGUGAUGUCAGCUUUUUCAAGAUGUGGGACGUGGAGCAGUCUGAUGAACCGAACAUCAGUGAUGUACCACUUGGGCUCCUCCUAAGCAAUCAGACAUCAUCAGAUGCCCAUUUUUUCUGCCCAGAGAGGAUUGCAGUUCUGAUUGAGGGUAACAUUGUUAUUGAGUCCUCCACACUGGCUGAUGCAUUCGUCAUUCUCUUUGCACUUACAUACACCCUGCACCUUAACUAUCCAAAACAAUUGCUCAACACAUUUGACUUCGUCCAAAAGGUCCUGAUGGGUCUUGAGGAUGGAAAGUUGAGGCCUAGAGUUCUGAGUCUGAAAAAUGACCUGUUAGCAGUAGUGUAAGCACAUUUGUUUUUCUUGCUGUAAAACAUCUAACAGAUGGGUUUUAUAGAUAUUGUUCCUGAAGUUUUAAUGUGUUAAAGUUGAAUGAAGUCCUGUUUUGUACAUUUUUAUACUUGUGUAAUAUGUUUGUGGAUCUAAUACAUAUAUUUGUAUUGACAUAUUCUAAAUGUGUCGUAUGGUGUGACAACAAACAAUGUGGAAAAAAAUCUUUUAAAAUAGUUUAAUCUCUUUAAUGGUAUUUGUUUAAUUCUUAUUUCUAAAUCUUUGCAAUGUCACACCAUAGGACAUAUUUACAAAUAUAAUACACGGGUAAUUCUGAAAUUGUGGAAUGGUGUGCUUCCAUUAGGCAUCUUCACAUAGGGUUAACUGCAAGUUAAAUGAUGGCUUCCUUGCAGCAGAGAAUUGCACACUGCCAUACUGUUUUGUAUAUUAAACCUCUUACAGAAUUGUUGUAUAUUAUAGUAGUUGUAAUGUAAAAUGCUUGUUGAAGGACUGAAUGUUCGCAUUGGAUACUUGCACAUUGGUGUGACUGAGAGAUUCUGUAUCUGUUUACAUUGCAGUGCACAAACUUCAGCUUUAUUUUGUGUACGUAACAAAACACUAAAGAUAUGCUUUGUAUUAUACUUAUAAUAUUUGUAAUACGUGUUACAUUUCAUACAUCUGUAUUUUAUAAUUUCAAUUUGUUACAGUUAAAUGUUUUUCAUAAUUGUUUUAGAAAACUUAUAGUGAUCCGGAUGUUGAAUGACGUCAUUUGUUUACAUUGCAAUAAUAUGAGAUUACAAAUAUUUCAAGAACGUCAUAUUUGGUUAAUAAACAAGUUACUUGCA